Rangifer tarandus platyrhynchus (Svalbard reindeer) is the source of this 1593-nucleotide messenger RNA. NCBI's taxonomy places the organism in Eukaryota, Metazoa, Chordata, Mammalia, Artiodactyla, Cervidae. The record is from the annotation of a GenBank genome assembly.
AUGUUUUUCCUCCCACCCACUUUCGAGUCCCCCCUCCCCCCUCGCACGCACUCUAGCUCUCGCCACAACCUGCGAGUCCCAGACUUCGGAGGAGCGCCCCGGGGAGCUCGGAGCGCCUGCACGCGUGGACCACGGAGGAGGCCGGUGGCCAGCUUGAGUACACUGGGCCCUGAAAGUUUCAAGUUGCCUUUUGCACUGGCCAGAAUGAGAAAAAAGUGGAAGAUGGGCAGCAUGGGAGGCAUGAGAUACAUCUUUUCCUUGUUGCUGUUCUUUCUUUUCCUAGAAGGAAGCAGAACAGAGCAAGUAAAACAUUCAGAGACAUAUUGUGUGUUUCAAGACAAGAAGUACAGAGUGGGUGAGAGAUGGCAUCCUUACCUGGAACCUUAUGGGUUGGUUUACUGCGUGAACUGUAUCUGCUCUGAGAAUGGGAAUGUGCUUUGCAGCAGAGUCAGAUGUCCAAGCCUUCAUUGCCUGUCUCCUGUGCAUGUUCCUCAUCUUUGCUGCCCUCGCUGCCCAGAAGACUCCUUACCCCCAGCGAACAAUAAAGUGACCAGCAAGUCGUGUGAAUACAAUGGGACCACUUACCAACAUGGUGAACUGUUCAUGGCUGAAGGGCUCUUUCAGAACCGGCAACCCAACCAGUGCACCCAGUGCAGCUGCUCGGAGGGCAAUGUGUACUGUGGUCUCAAGACUUGCCCCAAGUUAACCUGUGCUUUCCCAGUCUCUGUUCCAGAUUCCUGCUGCCGGGUGUGCAGAGGGGAUGGAGAAUUGUCGUGGGAACAUUCUGAUGGUGAUAUCUUCAGGCAACCUGCCAACAGAGAAGCAAGGCAUUCUUACCACCGCUCACACUAUGAUCCUCCACCGAGCCGACAGGCUGGAGGUCUGCCCCGCUUUCCUGGGGCCAGAAGUCACCGGGGAGCACUCAUGGAUUCACAGCAAGCCUCGGGGACCAUUGUACAGAUCGUCAUAAAUAACAAACACAAGCAUGGACAAGUGUGUGUUUCCAAUGGAAAGACCUAUUCCCAUGGCGAGUCCUGGCAUCCAAACCUCCGGGCAUUUGGCAUUGUGGAGUGUGUGCUGUGCACUUGUAAUGUCACCAAGCAAGAGUGCAAGAAAAUCCACUGCCCCAAUCGAUACCCCUGCAAGUAUCCUCAAAAAAUAGAUGGAAAGUGCUGCAAGGUGUGUCCAGGUAAAAAGGCAAAAGAAGAACUUCCGGGCCAAAGCUUUGACAGCAAAGGCUACUUUUGUGGAGAAGAAACAAUGCCCGUGUAUGAGUCUGUGUUCAUGGAGGAUGGGGAGACCACCAGAAAAAUAGCACUGGAGACAGAGAGACCGCCUCAGGUAGAGGUCCACGUUUGGACCAUUCGAAAAGGCAUCCUCCAGCACUUUCAUAUUGAGAAGAUCUCCAAGAGGAUGUUUGAAGAACUCCAUCACUUCAAGCUGGUGACCAGGACAACACUAAGCCAGUGGAAGAUCUUCACUGAAGGAGAAGCCCAGAUCAGCCAGAUGUGUUCAAGUCGUGUGUGCCGAACGGAGCUUGAAGAUUUGGUCAAAGUUUUGUACCUGGAAAGGUCUGAAAAGGGCCACUGUUAG